Molecule: messenger RNA, 1554 nt
Organism: Salarias fasciatus (jewelled blenny)
Lineage: Eukaryota; Metazoa; Chordata; Actinopteri; Blenniiformes; Blenniidae
Gene: foxq1b
Product: forkhead box Q1b
Exons: 1
Coding region: 179-1051 (290 amino acids)
Biological process (GO): regulation of transcription by RNA polymerase II; cell differentiation; anatomical structure morphogenesis
Molecular function (GO): RNA polymerase II cis-regulatory region sequence-specific DNA binding; DNA-binding transcription factor activity, RNA polymerase II-specific
Source: RefSeq, a predicted model, not a curated record
AGAUCUUUACUCUGCCGCUUCAAACAGGGUCAGGGUGCCUCUAGCGCUUUACGCACGUCUCCGCUGCGCACAAACACUCACAGGAGCCCUACACCUGCUGCGCAACUCUUCUGAAACUACACGCGGGAGCCUCUUCAAGCCUACAGAGACAAGAUUGUCCCUCUUUGUUGGGGAAAAGAUGAAACUUGAAGUUUUCUCUGCACACCACUUCGCGCAGAAGCCGCUGGAGCUGUGCAUGGACGCAGACCGGGGAGUCCCGUCCCCUCUGUCCGGAGACGAGCUGGGCUCGGACGGGGACUGUGUCGCCAACAGUCCGGCACCUGUCACCCAGGGCGGCGACGGCGCCAAAGGGAAACCCUACACCCGCAGACCCAAGCCUCCGUACUCCUACAUCGCCCUCAUCGCCAUGGCCAUCCGGGAGUCCAGCAGUGGCCGCCUGACUCUGGCAGAGAUCAACGACUACCUGAUGAAGAAGUUUCCGUUCUUCCGCGGCAGCUACACCGGCUGGAGGAACUCUGUGCGCCACAACCUGUCACUGAACGACUGUUUCCUCAAAGUGCUGCGGGACCCGUCCAGGCCCUGGGGCAAGGACAACUACUGGAUGCUCAACCCACACAGCGAGUACACCUUCGCAGACGGGGUGUUCCGCCGCAGGAGGAAGCGCAUCGCCAAGAGGCCCCCCAAGGAGCAGGAGAGCCCGGACAUCCUCGGUGAGGACACCCGCCUCCCCGCCUCAGAGGAGAGGGCGGGGGCCAAGUUCUCCAGCUCCUUCGCCAUCGACAGCAUCCUCAGCACGCCGUUCAAGAGGCGGGAGGACAGCCACGCAGAGGCGGAGAGCUCCGGUCCCCGGCUGUACUGGCCCCCGGGAGCCCACGUGCUGCCUUACGCACUGAACUUUCCCGCACAGCACGCGUACAGCGGCGGCGCGGAGCGCAGCGUUGAUGCGCCUUCCUACCUCCAGCAGACAGCAGCGGGCAUGGUCGCGGCCGAGACCGCGUUCAGGGGGCCCAGCAGAGCGCGAGGCUUCCAUAUAGACUCCCUGCUGUCGUGAAACACCUGGACUGAACUUAGAUUUGCGUGUUCUACUCAUGAUGUGCACUUUUAUUUCCCUCCCUGUGGGCCCUCUUAGCUUCCAGUGCUUUAACUUUGUGGGACUCAGCCCGUCUCAUGGUGACUACUGUACGUUGACUUGCAGUGUAAAAAAACAAACAAAAACAAACAAAAAAAAAAAAAAUGUCAUUAUAGAUGUAAGUAUGCGUGUGCGCGUGUUUGUGGGCGUGCGAGUUUGUGUUCAUCCAAGGUUCACGUGUCAUUUCUACUGUAUGACGGCAGUUAACAUAAAUCUAUCAGUCUAUUUAUAUUUUCUUGUUUUGUAUGACCUGCUGUAUGCAUAUUGUUGUGUAAAUAUAAUUAAACAAAUUAUUGACUGAGCCGCGUAAAAAGUCACGUGGCCGCGCCAGAAACGCAUGGAAAAAAAUUGUUUUCCCAAGAUUGAUGGAUUGAUUGAUGCAUGCCUGGUAUUGCUAUGAAUAAAAACAACGUGAAACAAUGGCA